GGGAAACGGUACACACGUGUUUUCGUGCAGAUUUGAAGGUUACAGAAGCAGCGGGUAACGCUCCUUGCUUGCGGUCCGGAGGAGAGGCUCAGCGGGACGGCGUGUUUACGGUUCGAAGCCCGGUGUGAGCAUCACUGAAGCGGAGUCAUGGAUCCCAUGAAGGCGCAGCAGCUGGCGGCGGAGCUGGAGGUGGAGAUGAUGGCUGACAUGUACAACCGGAUGACCAACGCCUGCCACAGGAAGUGCGUGCCGCCACAUUACAAGGAGGCAGAGCUGACGAAGGGUGAAUCAGUCUGCCUGGACCGCUGCGUGGCCAAAUAUCUGGACCUUCACGAGAGGCUAGGACGCAAGCUGACGGAGCUUUCCGUCCAGGAUGAGGAAAUGAUGAGGAAGGCGGCUGUGGGGAGUGGAUAGACGCUGAUGAAGAAAACAAAGAGGAGGAUUGUGGGGGAUCACGAGGUCACGGGAUGGGAUUAGCAUGUGAGACUUCAAACAGUGAAAGACUUGUGUUUUAAUUAGAGGGUGAGAAAUUUAAUAAAAAGUGUGAAAUUAAUGCUGUUGAGGGUCCACUGAGAGAAACUGCCUCUUCUUCAGCAACUUGGUGGAUCAGCAGCAUCAGGACAUCUUGACACUGCUCACAGUGGACCAGCAGCCUCUCUGGGUCUCUUACACUUUCUGGACGUUCAGCCUGGACUCUGGAAGCCACCGGAAAAUCUGACUGAGGCUUUUCUCAGCGCUUCACGGGAAACAUUUUGACAUGUCUACAGGUUCAGCAAUCAGAGUGCCGCUGACGUUUAACAGCAGUGCAGAAACGUACAAAUCAGAUGCUCGGUUACAUGUGGCAGGUUCAAAAAAAUGCAAAGAAUGAUUCGAAUUUAAUCCUUAUGUCAAGUCACCCUUUGACCUGGGGUGAGAUUCUUCCUGUUUGGUUUUGUAAGGCACUGAAAUUAAACCCAGAACCUCUCUGUAAAGCUGCAGCCCGACCCGACUUCAUUCACAGUAAUGCAGACAUGUCACCUUAGUAUAUAGUGAAUCAGUUACAUGGGUCAGGGCAUGCACAGCAUUCAUUAUGGGCUGAGCCAAAAUGUCUUUUUGAAUUAUGCAUGGUUUACUCUUUGACCCUGGUUGGUUCAUUGUUGUCUUUAACAGCUCAGAUAAAGAAGGCCUGAACUUUGCUCAUUCUGUCAUGCUUGUGUAGACCGUGUUGUGUUGUAUGUCAGUGGACCAUGUUUUAGUGUGUGUGGGUUUUUUUUUUCUUUUUUUCAUGUUCAAACCACAGUGACACAGCUUUUUAUCUGCAUUGCAGAGAAGCUGCACAGUGUGCUGUUAAUGACUAAUAAAAUAAUGUCAUCGUUUA
Molecule: messenger RNA, 1357 nt
Organism: Archocentrus centrarchus (flier cichlid)
Lineage: Eukaryota; Metazoa; Chordata; Actinopteri; Cichliformes; Cichlidae
Gene: timm10
Product: translocase of inner mitochondrial membrane 10 homolog (yeast)
Exons: 2
Coding region: 148-414 (88 amino acids)
Biological process (GO): protein insertion into mitochondrial inner membrane
Cellular component (GO): mitochondrial inner membrane
Source: RefSeq, a predicted model, not a curated record